Molecule: messenger RNA, 6998 nt
Organism: Musa acuminata AAA Group (dessert banana)
Lineage: Eukaryota; Viridiplantae; Streptophyta; Magnoliopsida; Zingiberales; Musaceae
Product: CRIB domain-containing protein RIC10-like
Exons: 8
Coding region: 6410-6874 (154 amino acids)
Source: RefSeq, a predicted model, not a curated record
AAUUCAAUUGUAACAUGAAAAAAUUAUAUUAAAAAAGAGUAUUUCAAUUAAUCAACUUUUAUCAUGUGAACAUAAAGAAAAUCAAUUAUUAAUACUUCAAUAACCUAAAGUAAUUUAACAUCAAACGUGUAUAUAUACAUUUUUUUUCUUCUUCCAUAUAUAUUUUAAACUUUUGAAUCAAUGAAGAUCAUAAUAUCGAAAUCCAAAAAUAAUUUCAAAUUAAACACAUCGUCAAUUCAUUUAGAUAUAAUCUAAAUGCAUAAAGAUUUAAAGAACUAAAAAGAAUAAAAAAAUAUUUUCAGGAAAGGCAGGAACCUAUCUCUUAACGAAACUCCAUUCCUCCCACUACCAAGCACGGUACAUAACGAGGGAGAGGAAUCACCUUUAAAUAGGAGGAGGUGAGCCCUCCCCAAUAGGUAAGAAAUAUAUUUUUUUCAUAAUUAAUUUAUUUUUAUUUUUUUAAUAUACUUAUUAAAAUAUCUCACACAAAUAUGAAAUAUGAAAUAUUCAUUUCCUAAGAUCUGACAAUAAAUUUGAAAAUCAACUAAUUAGAUCAUGAUUAGGGAAAAAAAGUUGUUAAUUACAACUUUGUGGCUUCCCUUUUACACUAUUGGGGUUGAUUAAUGGACUAUUAUUUUCUUAUUGGGUGUAAUCCUCUUUGUGUAUUCUUAAUUUGGUUAUCUUUUAAAAGACAGUUUAUUUUUUUGUUUCUAGCUUUUUUUUUCCAUUCUCUUACAUGAACUCGAUUUGGGAAUGUGGCAGAGUCUUAGAGCUUACAAUAAAAUCAGAAGCAUAUUAAUUAGAUAGGGUAUUGGAUGAGCUGAUGAUAUCUACCUUAUUAUCACUGGUUCAUAAUUUUUUUUUAGUGCAGUAAGCCACCCUUCCAUAGACCGAUAUGGAUAGAGCAAAUUAGUAAUGUAUUUCAUUUUGAGAAUAUGUUGGACCUUGGCUCUCAUUUGAGGAAAGAUUUGUGCAUUUUGAUGGAUGUCAAAUAAAUAUUCCUGUAACUUUUACCUUUUGAUCCUUUUUUUCUCUAAAACUCAAAAUCCUUUGUAAUGUCUUGAAAUCUUGCUAAGCAUUUGUUGGGAGUUCUGUACAGUCCUUUCUUUUUGGUUUUCAUGAAAUGGAAGAAGGGAUGAGUAUAUUGAAAGUUUUUUUCUUUUUCUAUUGUGGAGAUAGCGAGGGAUAACAUUCAGAAAUAGUUGGCACUUACUGCUUUGUUGUUGUUUUACUAUUGUGGAGAUAGAGAAAAUGAGGUGCACAUAAUGUAUUAUCCUUUUCUUACUGAAUCUAGAACUUAUGGUGAUAAUAGGUACUUUGUCUAGCUCUUAAAUAGAUCAUCAUUGUUGAUGCUUAUAUCAACAUUGUGCUUCUAUUUUGUGGAAUAUACAGAAAUGAAGUUUGACAUAAUAUAUAAAGAUGAAGACUUGUGUCGCUGGGAUGAACCGGAUUACCAUUAUCAUAAGUUUAAUUUUAUUUAUUUUUUCCAUAUGCUGACUAGGUACGGCUAUGUUUUGACAUAUUUAGUUUAAUAUGUAAUAAUGCCUAUGAAAUGUUGUGACAUCUCCAUUGAGAUUGAGGAAAAAUCUAAAACAAAAACAAUUUACUUAAGAUACUACAUGUGAUUCCAUACAAGGUGGUUUCUUUACCCUACUACUGGAACAAGUGAAAGAAAACAAGACAGAGCUUGCUUUUUGUGUGAGUUGCAUGUCGGCCUCUAAAUAUCAUUGAUAUUAGCUUCUUUCAGCUUGAACUGAUAAGAAAGGCAGAAGUGUAUUUGCUUGUCCUCAGUUUGCGACGACCAAGAGUUCAUGUCUGAUCUUGAUGUCCAUUUUCCCACUGCUUUUGGCCCAUUUGCUGAGGCAAAUGUUGACGACUCUGGGGCUGGUGCAAAGGAGUAUGUGCGUGUUUGUAUACAACAGAAGAACGGUAGGAAGUCUAACCACUGUAAAAGGAGUUCAGCUAUAACAAGAUCUUGAUGGACUUGAAGGAGUUCUGGUACAAUGGUAUUGUUAUCUAAGAUCCAGAACUAAGCCAGGUUAUUUAACUCAAGGUGGUUAGAGAAUAAAUGUUUUGAAUUUCCUAGUUCAGAAGUCAACAUCCUGUGGACAGCAACCAAAUGAGAUGUAUAUUUCUGGGUACAAUGUAUCAGUGGAUGCUCCUGAUAAUAUUGCUCAUCUGAAGGUAAGUGGAUACCACGCAUCAUUUGAUUAAGUGUUGGAGGAGACACAAAACUCCCUAUGUGGAUUGAUCCCUUUUUCUUCUUUAUUACUCAUUCUUAUUUUGAAGGUACUAUAAAAAUUAUCAUGUGUACAUACACAACUAUAUCCAUGUUCUUUGCUUUUCUGACUAUGAUAUGUUAUCCAGUUAGGGUGAAUGACGAUGAUGUGUCAUUUAUGUGAAUGUUUAAAUAUUGUUGUUGACAAUGUGUCGAGUCCUAGUGUCAUUUUGGUGUCGGCGUAUUAAUUGCUAGUCAUAUGUACCUUACAAGCCAAUCACGUGAGUGAUGGUACGUGUGAUAUGAUACGUAUUCUUUUUGCUUAUUAUAUUAUUUGGUAUUUUAUCAUGUAUGUUGUAUAUAUUAUAAUGUCCGUGGAUCUGUGCAAUAUGAAUCAAAUCGUGUUGAGAUCACGAUAAUGAGAUCGAUUCGCCUUUAAACACAGACCCUAAAUAAUCCUAGUCAUAGAUCACUUGAAAGGGGCAUCGAGAUGACCGAAUAGAUUGGUGUGUUGUACACUCGUCUAUAUGAUGGAGGCGGUUGGUCUUAUAGCUGCUCGUGUGGAGACACUAUGGAUACAGUGUAGGUGCUCAUUGAAGAAUAAGUUCACUGAUUGAUUCAUUUACAGAAUGCUGGAUAGUUGAUGAUACCUUAUUGUCAGAUAGCGAUUCUGUCAUGUCAGUAGUCUAUCUGUUCCUUAGACUUAAGACACCAAGGUUGUCCUGUAUGAGUAUUUCACUCUUUGAUAUUAGUCUUAUAUGUCUAGAAGUUCUAUAUCUAGUAUAGUCGAUUAUCAGGAGUGACAGUCAACCUUACGAGGAUUAUUGUGUGUCGAUAGAGGAUCAUCCGCUCUCGGUGUCAUGAGAGGAAUAUCACAUGUGUUUUGCUUAGGCAAAUCCCUGGCCAGGGUUAUUCGGAUUGAGAGAAAAAGUUAUUUGGGAGAAUCCGAUUAGAGCAAGACUCGAGUAGAAACCGUAUGAGCUUAACAGUAUCACGUCCGGUAUAUGGUCUUUGAGAUAUUAGAUGGAUGAAGGAUUAUAUACAUGGUAACUGAGGAUAGACAUGUUCAAUUGAUUAUAUUCCCUUGUAUCAUCUAUGGAGUUUUGAUAUGUAUGACUCACAAUCAGCUCGAUAUUGGGCCUAGAGGGUCACAUACAUAUGGUAUGUGUUACGACGGGUAGAGGUUCAGAUAUGAGAUAUCCGCUAAAGCCUUUUUUUUAUUAAAUAUCCAAUAAGCCCUUGAAUUAUUAAAUCAUAUGGAUGAGAUCCAAUAAGAACCAACGAGAGAUUAUUAGGUAGAGACCUACUAUCCAAUACCCAAUAAGAGGCUUUGGUAGUUGGAUGGAAAUCCAAUACCCAAUAUGGCAAGAUCUAUUAGGGUUAAAUUGAUAGAGACCUCUAUAAAUAUGAGGGAAUCAAAUGGUCAUGGGUUAGGCUUUUUUAGCUGAUCUUCUAUUCUCCUCUUCUCCUCCUCAAUCUACAGCCCCUAUUUGGAAUAGAAGGGGCAACCCCUUUUUGAUUGUAUGGUAUACACGAGGAAGAGAUUUGGACAGUGAUUUAAGGGGCGUCUUCAUAGCCCCUACUGUGUGGAUCACCACUAGAGAGGAGGACAAUUAACCUCAUUCAUCAUUUUCCACAGAUUUGUAGGUUUUUAAGAAUAUACAAUCUCUCUAGGUAACACAUCUUUCUUAUACGUGUAGUUUUCGGUUUCACGGGUUUUUCCAUAUCAAUUUUUGUACCACGAUGAAACCUUAUUUUUUGUGGGAAAUUCUAGGAUUUUUAUUUUUUGUUCUUCCGCUGUGCAUAUCAAUUUUCGUCCUAAGAUUUUCCUACAUUAAUAGACUAAGAUUUUCCUACCUAAUUAGACUUUGUUUAUUUCUUUCUAAAUGAUAUUCACUGACCAUAAAUAAUUCGAAAGUGAUGUGCUUUCUUGAUCCUUUGAUUUGAUUGUUAUAAAUAUUUUGUUGGAUGAACAUUAUGUUGUAAAGUUGAGUUUGGAUUUGGUGUAGGAUUUAUUUUGUUUUCAUUACAUUAAAUUAUGAAUGUAAAUUGAUUAAAAUAUAUAUGCUUCUUUUUUCAAGUGAGGUAUUUUUUUAGAUGACAAUUUAAAGUUUCUCUUUGCAUACAUAUAACUAACUAUAUGUCAUUAAUAUUACAAAUAUUUUCAUAAUUUGUUCAUAUCAUGAUGGUGGGUCAGAGAUGAUAAUGUAUUUGUUAAUCUAGAUCUUCCAUCCUCGAGUGCAAUGAUCCUAAUGUCAUGGAUUUUGAUCAUGGAAUUUCCAUAAGACUAGGAAUCAGGGAAGCUACUAAACUGUGAUCUGAUGAACACCAUGGAUUUUGAUCAUUUAUGAGAUUAUGUAUUGGAGAUGUGACUUCAUUUUGAUCUCCAUUCCCUAAGACUAGAAUGGAAGUGCUUCAGCAGCAGAGGGUUAGGGUUCUUGCAUUGUCCAAAAUAAGACGAGCAAAUAGAGUUUCCUACAACAGUUUAGAGAAAUUACUGCUUUCCUUUUCUUUUCUCCUAAGUUGCACAAGAUAUGAGCAAGAAUACAUAGGACCAAGUCAACCAUGGAUCCAAGCCUUUGUUGACUUGCAGAAAAAAUUCACAUCAAUGGGAGCCAGCCAAGCAGUUGACCUAAAUUUCAUUAUCAGCAUAAAUUAGCAGCUAUUCCAGUUGUUCAACAGCAACAGAAGCAAUUUUUCUAUUAUGAGUUUUUUUUUUGAGAGAAUAUAUGAUUUUUAUUUCUUGUUAUUUCAUAAUAAUGGAAUAGAUAUAUGUUACCUUCUUUGUUAGUUGAAUCCCACUUAUUCGAUAUGGAUGCCAGCAAAUUGAUCUACUGCUGUUGAUGUGCAUAGCUGCAUCAUAUGGUUUUUAUACACUUAUGAGAUAACUAAAUGCAAUGAAUUCAUACAUAUUAUACUCUUUGAUAUGGAAUGCAGAAAAUUUAAGGCCUUGGUUGGGUGUUUAACAUGCCAACUUAACCUCAAUGUGUAAUAUGUUUAUUCAUCCAGUUGUAUAGUCCAGAAAACAAUUCAAACAAGAACAUUGAAAAGAUGUUUUUUUCCCUUUUUUUUGUUUUUCUCACUUUAGCAUUAGCAAAUCCAAUGCAAACUAAUGGCAUGAUUAGUGGAGACUAAAAAGAAAGAAAGAAAAUGAUGAAUUCUUUAAGAGAUCCAUCAUUGGGAUGUUCUCAUAUGGUGGGCAACAAAUGAGAGCUUAUACUAUUGGUAUGAUACCUAGAUCUUAGGAAGUUCUUCUUAAUUAACCCAUAACUCAACUGAUCAAUUAAUUAAAAUGGUUCAUCUCAUAAGAUGAAGUUGCUAAUGGGGGUUCUUUGAACUUGUUAAAAGAAUUCAACUCAUGGGAGAAGAAAAGAAAGAAAUAGUGAAGAAGAUUGUUUUGGUUUCAUGGGCAGCGGAAAUGGUGUUGGGGGAGAGCUAGUUGGAGCUGGAGCUUAAUAGACAAGUGAUGUCAUGAUACCCAUUACUUGCAACUUGGUAAUCACCAGAGAAUUCCUUGGUUGUAUAAAGCUAUGGAUUGACAAAGCAAUUUUUCCUUUAUUUUUUUUGUCUCUGACAAAUAAUACAAUUAAUGAUAGUGUUGUUGUUGUCUUCUUAAUUAGAUGGUGAUAAAUUAGCAUUAAACAUAUACAUGCUAGCACCUUGUUUUAAGGUCUCAUGGAGGUAGUUCGAGAGGAUCCUAUCUUGUAGACUUGAUCAAUUUAGUCAAAAACUUUCCAUCAGUUUAGGUCUCGCAUUGCAAGGAAAACAAUGGAUUUUGUAGGCCAUUAUGGACAAUGGAAGACAAUUGAUGUAUCUAAUUUAAGCUUUCAAUUAAUACUAGUUUGAAGACAGCUAAGGGUUUCUCAUCCUUUGAGAUUGCCCACCAUCUGCCAAACCUAUGUCCCGUCCUUUUAAUCUACCUUAUCUGACCUUUGUGCAACAGCUCUCUCUCUCUCUCUCUCUCUCUCUUCAAUAUACAAAAUCGACUACCUUUGUCUUUGGGGGAUCUUGUGUAGUUUUAGUACUUACAUGGGCUGUGUUCUUGUGAGUUUUUAGCAACACUAGAGAUGAAGUGGGUGGGGAUGGAGCUGUUGAUCUAGAUGAAGUUCUCCACCGAAUCCCAUUUCAGUUUAAGUCCAAGGAAGACUGUGAACAUCUUUGAGGACUUGCUGAGAUUGAAAGCCUCCUUCCAUGGCUUGCAAGAUGAAAGGGCUCCUCAAGGGAAUAAAAUACAUCACCCACAUCUUUGUGCACAAGGAGCAGGAGAUGGAGAUUGGGUACCCGACAGAUGUGAAGCAUGUUGCUCAUAUUGGUUUUGACAAUCCAUUUUGGAUGGAUGAGUUCAAGUCAGCAUCUGAUUUCUCAGGCUCCCUCAGCAAUUAUGAGUCUGCACAUAGCUCUUGGGUUUCUCAAGAUUUUGAUCGACCAAGGGAGCUUCAAACAGCUUCUGCCAUGUUCAUGGAUCACCGUCUGCCUCGCAUACCAAAAGCCCCCCGGUCGAAGACCAAGCAGAAGAAGAAGAAGAACAAGGUGGCAUCUCCCACAUCGUCGGCACGAUCGUCGAGGUCGUCGACGUCGAGACCUUCGUACUUCACUGCGAUCGAGGAUGGUGGUGAAAUAACAGGGUCUCAGGAGUGUUCUACAUAUCGAUCUUAAUUUUAUUUUGCCUGAACAACACUCGAUUCUAUAGCUAUAGAUUCAGUUGAAGAACACAAAAUGAUUUGGUCGGUGUACAGUAUUUUACUAGAUUGGGAUGAAGCAUGAUUCUUUGAUUUGUUUA